Molecule: messenger RNA, 3359 nt
Organism: Chara braunii
Lineage: Eukaryota; Viridiplantae; Streptophyta; Charophyceae; Charales; Characeae
Source: the annotation of a GenBank genome assembly
UGAUGCUUCCGAACGCGAUCAAUACACGACCUUUGCCCCUCUAGCAUCCGCAAGCUGGAUCGAGCACACCUCCACAGGGUUUAGGCACGCGAUUUAGGAGAUGGACACAUUCAACCAUCUUGCACCUACCUUCGUCCGUGCGCUUCAAUUCCUAAGGAACGUUAGCGAUGAGCAGGUCAAGCAGUGUAGGGCGCAGAUACUAAAAGGGAAACUGAAGUAUUGUGGGAAAGUCAACCCACUUGAUCCGCAGGACCUGAAGUUUCCCCCUAUGCGCAAACUGGACCCAGAUAAAUGUGGAGAGACUAACUCGGGAAUGUGGCAGAAGGGUAUUAGGCAGGAUGGGAAGACCGAUCUGAGGACCCUCAGGAAAAUUUGGAGCGUGGGGAGACCAUACUUGAAGUGUAAAUGUAAGAAGGAGAGGAACAAGGAUUGCAGGGACACCCCCCUCUGGUUCGAUCACGCCAUCUGGUUCCUAUUGGCACAUCCUGACGUCUUGUUCCCAACCUUGUCUUCAAUCAAGGUGCGCACCUCGAUGCUCAUUCACUAUUUGCGUACCACCUGGAGGGAUGGGGUGCUGGCUGCCAUCGGAUUCCAUUUUCUCAGGGACUUGAUGAUGGGAAUCCUAAAGGAGCUUGAGGCGGAUGGGACACUGAACGCGGAAGGGGUGCUCAAGGAAGACCAACUCUGGAGCUACCCAAUCCCCGCCAUGCUAGCGAGCAUCAUGCUCCCCACCCGGAUUCCCGACAGACCCUCGAGGAUCCCGCUCAACUCUCCGUGGCUGCGGCGCGAAAACGGGGAUCCGGACGAAUGGCUGAAUGCUCCUGGCCAGAUGAUCACGCUUCCUAGUUGCAGGAAGGCAUGGAAGAGGCAGAAACUUGACUGUGACACAUUCCUGCACUUGAAGUACACCAGCCGCGUGAUGGAACCGCUUUCUGUCAGGAGGUUAGUGAAUGAGGUGCUCAGCAGGGUGAUCGGGGAUGAUACGACAACUUGGCUUAAGCGCACCAAGAUCGGCUGGACCUACAAUCCUAAGAUAGCCUCCAGAUUGUGCAGACCAGCGGAGACGUUCUGCGAAUUCGACGUGGCGCAAUGGAUAGAGAGCUACCAUCCGGACCAAUGCCCCUAUAGGAUGCGGAGAUAUAUGGACAUGCGCAGCAACUGGUCAAUAGAGUUACUCGAGAGUGAGGGCUGCACGCACAUCAUUACGAUGGACUCGUCAAUCACGGAUAGCCCACUGCUGCAUGGCAUCAUCAGAGCCGACCUCAACCAUAUUUCGUGCAUGGCCCUGGACGUGGAGGAGGCGAGUAUCGAGCUGGAAAACUGUUUGGACGAGCUAUUCGUGCGGGUCAUGGAGUUGAACGACCUUAGUGCAUCUACCAAAUCAUUCCUCUGGAGGGUCAUCAUGAAGAAGGCAAGGGCAAAGAUGGAGAAGUACCGUGCUGUGCACAAACACGCCGUUGCUGAACCAUUCGAGCACCCAGCUGUCAAAAGGGAGUUGGAGUUCAUAACUGGCAGAUUCCUUAUCUGCCCCACGGACAAGGCGCCCAACACUCCGGCCUUUGGCCCAGAGUUUGCCAGCAUCAAUGUACCACUGGCGGCCGUCAUCGCACGAAUACGAGGCGAACUCUCUGCUCUGCCUGCACUCCCCAUCGCACCGGCGGCACUCCCGUACCUCAUGACGGUUCUCAAGGCGCACAAGGGGACGUUCUGGUGGAUCACGAACACUGCCAAUACCAUCGUCUCCCCUGUCGCAAAGGUCUGCGCCUGUCUGUUGAGGUUCCUGCUUCCGUUGGUGCAGGACUUCUGUCAAGAGAGAAGCUUGGAGGUGGAGGAACGGUGUGGCGUCAGGCCAAAUCUCUGGUGGGCCAUAGCCUCGGUGGGCGAAUUCCAUGUGAACCUUCCGAAGAAGGUUUGCUCGGUGUUUACAGCCGAUAUAACCAGGUGCUUUGAGACUAUCCCCACGGACGGUUCGGAGGAGAGUCUUCCCGCUGCGGUCAGAUUUUACGUGCAGUGCGCCAUGCAAAUCCGGAAAGAGAUAAGUUCCUGCCAUACCAUCCGUAUCACUUUUGGACAACACGGUGGGAUAUGGCCAUCAUGGGUGGACGAUGGACUACCGGAGGAAGAAGGCAUGCUGCUGUUCAGGGAACGCGACAUCUGCUGGCUCUCGGGUUGGUGUAUCACCAACAGCAUGCUGCUCAUGGGGGACUAUGUUUGGAGGCAAGUGAAGGGAAUUCCUAUGGGGCUGGCGUGUUCCCCAAUCUGGUGUGAUAUAUACUUUUUCAAGUAUGAAUAUCACGCCAUGAUGAGGUUGGCGGACACCGGGAAUACCCAUCUGAUCCCGUGCUUUGAUAGCACGUUCAGAUACAUUGACGACUUGGGGGCAAUCAACAACGCCGUCAUCAACAACUUUCUGCGCAACAAAGGCGAGAGGGAGGCGGGGGACCCGUGCUGGGUCUAUCCGGAGGACUAUAUCAAAAUAAAGGAGAACACGACACUGAAGGAGGAGGAAAGUGGGCGCAUUGCCAACUUCCUCAGUCCCACCAUCACGGUCACCUCACCGAUAACAGGCUCCUAUGCAACCACCAGAUAUGACAAACGCAGCGGACUGGGAUUUUCUCCGUGCCGAUUCGUCAGGUAUAAGUCCAACAGGAGUGUCAAGCAAUCGCUUCAGAUCAUUACUGCGCAGGUUGCACAGAUCCUCCUGCUGUGUUCAGAACCGGAAGACGCUGCCAAUGAGAUCGCUAAGGUGGUUACUCCGAUGGAAGAAAACGGCUUCGCCAGCGAUGCGUGCUGGAGGGUGGUCAAGAAGACCCUGUGGAAUGCCCACCUCUACCAACCGGGCAAGCUGUCUGUGCAUGUGGUCAAGAAAGCUCUGACUAAUCUGCAUGGGUUUGCGGAUUGACCAACGUUUCUUUGUUUGUGGCUGUGUAAGUGCAUGGAUGCGUGUGUGUGUUCGGUGUCCGGGGGAUGGCUGGACCUAAGGGGCCGGUUGUUCUCCGGGCAGCCGGACCCCUCGGUCCCAGGGCAUCCCCUGGAGGGAACGGGGUGGGACACAAACACACACACACACACACACACACACACACACACACACACGCGCGCGCACAUGACUGUACGAGUGAUGGCUGGAGGGGUGGAUGGCUGGAGGGACGGAAGGCUGUUGUCGAGAAGGCUACCCCUGCGUGAAUAGGAGCCCCCCUUGCCCCUCUUCUUCUUUCAUUCUUUCUUUCUUUCUUCUUUCUUUUUUCUUUCUUUUUUUCUUUCCUUUGUCCUAUCUAUUUUCGCCCCCUUUUUUUUUUUUGUGUGUGUGUGUUCCUCCUUUUGAUUGUUUUUCCUGGCAAUAAAAUGCCCCGACGGAC